UGGGUGCUGUGCGGAGCGGCUCGCUGUCAUGUCCGGGCGCGGGAAGCAGGGCGGGAAGGCGCGGGCCAAGGCCAAGUCGCGCUCGUCGCGGGCCGGGCUGCAGUUCCCCGUGGGCCGCGUGCACCGGCUGCUGCGCAAGGGCAACUACGCGGAGCGGGUGGGCGCCGGCGCCCCGGUGUACCUGGCGGCCGUGCUGGAGUACCUGACGGCCGAGAUCCUGGAGCUGGCGGGCAACGCGGCCCGCGACAACAAGAAGACGCGCAUCAUCCCCCGCCACCUGCAGCUGGCCAUCCGCAACGACGAGGAGCUCAACAAGCUGCUGGGCAAGGUCACCAUCGCGCAGGGCGGGGUGCUGCCCAACAUCCAGGCCGUGCUGCUGCCCAAGAAGACCGACAGCCACAAGGCCAAGGCCAAGUGAAUGCAACAGGAAGGCUGCACGUUGUCACACCUCGAGAUGAUAAUUAAAAGGCUCUUUUCAGAGCCACCCACAAUAUCAUAGAAGAGCUCAGGAAUCCAUAAUACACUUAUGCAGUUGCAUGAACUACUCAAGCCAUGCUGUGUUGUUUUUUUUUCAUAUGUUUAUUAUCGGUAUUUUUGUUUGGGCCAUAGUAGCAACGCUUUCCAUGUUUUUGUUAACAAAGUCGUGCCAUAAUGAAACAAGCUCCUCCAG
Anas platyrhynchos (mallard) is the source of this 670-nucleotide messenger RNA. RefSeq names its product histone H2A-IV. Gene Ontology annotation, cellular component: nucleosome. NCBI's taxonomy places the organism in Eukaryota, Metazoa, Chordata, Aves, Anseriformes, Anatidae. The record is from RefSeq and is a predicted model, not a curated record. Gene Ontology annotation, molecular function: protein heterodimerization activity; structural constituent of chromatin; DNA binding.